Cynoglossus semilaevis (tongue sole) is the source of this 6067-nucleotide messenger RNA. RefSeq names its product RUN and SH3 domain containing 1 (gene rusc1). Gene Ontology annotation, molecular function: protein binding. NCBI's taxonomy places the organism in Eukaryota, Metazoa, Chordata, Actinopteri, Pleuronectiformes, Cynoglossidae. The record is from RefSeq and is a predicted model, not a curated record. The transcript is spliced from 13 exons. The coding region runs from base 315 to 5864 and encodes 1849 amino acids. Gene Ontology annotation, cellular component: cytoplasmic vesicle.
GCUCGGGAUGUGAGGUGAUAUGGGGUGGUGGUUUGUUGAAUUCUCGCGAUAAGUGGGACGCAGGCUGAGCAGAGAAAACGAGACCGUGCUGUGCUUUUACACCGACUGUGAUGUGAGAGAGCCACAGAGAGCCUGCCUGAUGGACGUCAUGGAGAUCUUCUUCUUCUGUAUGAACCUGAACCUGACCGUCAGGUUUGAAGCCAAAAUGUGACCAUCCAGGAGGAUCGGAUUAGUGCUCGGAUCACACACACACCACCACCACACGCUCUGUACUAAUAAAUAUUAGAGUAUUCUUUGGAAGUCCAAAUCCCACAAUGCAGUCCUCUAACUGCUCCACCCUACCUUCGAAGUCACGGCGUUUUGACCUCACCAGACGGACCACUACAUUAGCCGGACCAAAGUCCCGUAGUCCUGGUUUCCAGAAGGAAGAAAAAAACAUGAGCACAGUCAAGAUGGCAUCACCACGCCGGCCCGUUAAAGCUCCUGCUGCCCCCACCAGGACCAGGGUGGGGCUGCAGCCACGACCACCACUCAACCAGUCUCGACUUAACUCCCAAAAACAGGUGUUCACAGCCUCCAAAUUAGUCAAACCCAAACCCAGGAAUACUCGUGUCACGGCAGCUGCCCAGAAUGCACCUGCAGCCGCUGUUCCUCCGCCACCGUCUGUCCUCCCUCUUGACCCAAAUUGCAACGAACCGAGUCUCCCAUGCCUGUGCUGUGACGGCCGCUCACCGCAGGACAACAACAGCAUGUUCAAUCACAACCACAACAACAACAACACCGUCUCAAUCAGACAGCAACUCCAGCUGCCCCCACCUCCUCCAUCGGUCCCGUCGCCACAGAAGAGGAAUGGGACGGAGAAGAAAGAGCAGGUUCAGCCUCCGUCAGUAGCGCAGGCCCAGGUGGAGUCAACAGUCAACGCUGCUGCUGGUCUGGAGAAGGAGGACAUGAGCGGAGAUGAAAACUCGGACGUUGACAGCAGGAAGGUAGUUAAAGCAGAGGAAGAAGAUGACGAUGAUGAGAGCAGCGGGGAACUCGAUACUGAUGACGAUGACGAGGAUGAUGAUACGCUUGUCCCUUCAUGCUGCGAUGGCCCCCCCUCCCUCCUGGAGUUCUCCCUCACUUCCUCUACCUCCUCAUCUUCCACUUCCAUCAGCUCCUGCUCAGAUCUGGACUCUGACUCUGGAGAUCAAUCUACCUCCCUCUUCUCUUCACAUGAGCAUGAUGAACUUUACGUUGCUCUGUCUCCCAGAGAAGAUCCCCCACCACCACCUCGUGAAAGCCAACCCCCCACACGUUCUCCUCCAUCGCUCCCUCACAGCAACAACCCCUUCUACCUGUCGUCUCCGUGCUCCCCAGAUGAAGGCUAUCCCUCGGCCUUAGACUCCCCAUCUCCUGACUACUUGGGGGUCAAAGAAGAUUCUGAGGUUACCAAACUAGGUCUGCUUGACUUUCUGGAGUCAGUGGGAGAAUUUGGGAAAAUGGAGCGCUUCAGUCAGGUGAUUCAAGUGGCGCGUUGGGAUCUGGAGGGCGAACAGCAUUGGGAUGUCCUAAGAGACCGGUUAGAUCAUCUCGAUCGCCUGGAGAACGUCAACCGGGAGGUGAAGCUGUUCUACAUCACCAGACUCCAUGAGAAGGGGCUUGACAUGGGAGAUCUGGAAGAGCACGACCUCUCGGACAUUAUGGAUGAAAUGGGAAAUAUCGACGUUUCUUGGAAAAUGUAUAAAAGCCCUAAAGAAUCCUUGGGAGGCUCACAGGAGUUUUCAGACGCCGGGGUCGACCUCACUGCUCCAUCAGACUGCGAUGACCCUCUCAUUCCGGAUUCCCUCACCCCUUCUCCUGCGGAGCCGCCACCUAGACCUCCCAAACCACCUGCGCGUCAUGCCAGUGUGAGCUCUUACCUCCACGAUUACAUCAAUAUCAGUAGGGAGACCACGUCCAUGGCGGUCUCCACCUCUCCUACACUGUCCACAUUCUCCCCAAACUCUUCAUCCCCAACAUUCACCACCUUCAGGUGUGAGAAAUCUCUACCCCCAUCCCCACCAUCGGUUCCCCCUCUUCCCGCCUCUAAACCAGUCCCUUAUCUCACCCUCUACACUACUCCCUCUCCACCUAUAACCCUCCCCACCCCAACUCCUCCAAUUCCUCCCCCUCGGAAGCGUCAUCUUGCCAGGAAGGAAGCUCAGAGGCUGGCUGCUCUUAAAGCUGCCGAGGAAAAGACCCCGCUGUCUCUCCCACCACCUACGACCAGGCCACCACCACUCCCCCCUCCGCCGGUGCUGUCCAUCUCAGCCCCCCCUGCUCUUCCUCCCCCUCCUGCCCUGCCUCCUCCACCCUCCUUCCAUGCCCUAGAUGUAGAGAUACGAAAGCUACUGAUGCUAGCAGGCCUGACCCAAGCGGAACUCCUGAAACUCAGUCCAGAACUUGGUGUCUGUGUUGGAGGUCUGGACAGUGAGGACGAUGGAGGGAACCACGCUCCACCGAGAUCCCGGGAUUUUAGACAAACAGACGAGGAGACAGAGAAAAGAUGUGAUUCAGAAUUCAUGGACAGAGACAAAUGUAGCAACGAUAUAGAUGAAGGAGUGGAUUUAACUGAAGACGAUAAGAAGAAAGAGGACCUCAAAGACACACAGAGAACCACCUCCUUCACAGAGAUGGCACGGAGGAGGAAGAAAAACAGCAUCGUGACCUCCGACCAGUCCUUCGAGACCUUCAACUACCCCUCCACGAUGACCGACUCACCCCCACCACCUCCUCCCCGCCCCUUACCGCCAAUCCCUCCAUCUGUACCACACCGGAAAUUCAGCACCCUCCCUGCCAACUCGGCACAACCUGAGCGGUUUGAUUGGCUCAUAGCAUUCACACCUGACAGUGACGCCCCGCCACAGCCUCCUUCUCCUCAAAUGGGAAAACCUCACACGGAACCUGAAAAGAAGGGGUCGUCUGGAGCAGCUCCGAACACCACGACCUUCAAAGAGCUGCGCUUCCGCAACAAGAGUGCCUCCCCUCCGACCAAGGUGAUCACUGAACCAGUGCCUGACCCUACGGUCAUCACGCCAGAUCCUGAUAUACUGUACAACCUGAAAUGGAGAAGGGAGAAGGCAGGGAGCGAUGGCAAUCAGUGGGAGUACACCUCUCAGGCUCAGGCCUUCUUCAUGCAGCCGCCGCCAGCUCUCACCUCAAUGGCCGCUCUGAAGGAGAUGCUUAAGAGAGCUGACGAAAAGGCCGGACGACCCGAGCUGUGUCCAUCACAGAAGACGGACGGCUCGGUGAGUCACACCAGUCUGUGGUCCGUCAGCAGAGAGACGGAGGUCGAGGAAGGUGAGAGGAAGGAAAAUGAAGGAAAGGAGGAAGAAAAAGUAGAGGUGAUGGAGAGAGGACGGGCAGAUGGUGGAAGAAGCAUCCAGUCCAGAACCUCAGUCUCCUCACCCCCACUCUCCCUUGCUCGCUCCUCCCAACCCUAUUUCCUCCACACCGCUCUCCCUCCCUACCGCCCAGGUUACGAUAACUCCAAGACCUUUACAGACCCGAGGCCCAGCAGCCACGUAGGCAGAGAGUCCGCAGACACACACAGCUCAGCUCCGGUCCACACAGAUUUCGCUAGCACUCAAAAGAGGAGUGGGUGUAACAGCGCCCCCUUGGCUGAUGUCACUGUAGGCUCACCUGAUGAUGAGAAUGUCUUCAAGAAAAGCAGACAUUUCCCACUCAGGCCCAUCAGUUCCACCCCAACCAAUGACAGGGAGUUUAUCUCUGACUCACUUUACUGCAGUGACUCAGAGUCAAAGAGUGACACACACACCGGGUCAGAACCGGCAGGUAGUGGCACCUCUGAGCCACCGGGGUGCUCCACUCCGUACAAGAACAUUGACGUCAUGAUGACGCACUCGAGCGCCGCCGGUGUCAUGGCGCCGUGGCGUUCACAAAAGCGUGCGCGCACACACACCGGCGGCGGAGGCGGCAGUGAGGCCAGGACGUUGAAAGAACUCCCCCCUCUGCCCAGCUUGUACCUGUACCACCCCAAGAACUGCCCCCUGCACAGGGGCGCUCCUCCCCGUCUCUCCCCUAUCGGAGCCCUGUCCCCUCCCCGGCGCCCGGGAGCGCCACCUCUGGCUGCUGCGGGCUCCUCGGGCCUCAGCUCCCCGUUCUUCCCCCGCUCACACACCCUGCCUGCCCUGGCUGCUCCCCUCUACUAUCCAAACCUCUAUCCUCCUAUCCCACCCAGGGCGCCCCCUCUGCCCCCCAAACUCUACCAGGCGCCUUCGCAGUCACACGUGGCGAACGUUCACAGCACCUCGUUUGUGCGGCGUGCACAGACUUCCUGGAUGGGCGAAAAUGUGACCUUUCCAAUGACGGGUCUGGGACUGUCCUCUCUGUUCCUGCAGAAAAAAGCUCUGGUCGGUGCCGUCAGUGUGGCAGUGGACGCCGUCCUGGCCCAGUUCAGUUCUUCUAGGACUGCAGUUCAAAAGUCUCUCUCACUUAACAAGGCCUUAUCAGGAGACAGCACUGUAAAUCCAUCCCUGGGCCGUCUGGUGCUGCAGUGCCUGUGCCCCGCCCUGCACAGUCUGCUGACCGACGGCUUGAAGCCUCAUCAGAGUGACCUGAUUUCAGGAAGGAGGCCAAACUCUGCCUGGGGCCUGGUGCAGGCCUCCACCAGGCCAGGUCCUAAAACCCAGGCGCUGUUCAACCUCCAAGUUCGGGUGGUGGAGCUGCCACAGCUCCGUCAGAGCAAACACCGCUUCAACGCAUUCCUCUUCGGUCUCCUGAACUCCAAGCUCCUUGAUUUCUGGUUGUCUCACCUACAGUCUUGCAGUGAUGUGUUGGAGAUCUUCUACCACCCCACCUCCUUCAUGCAUCUUUCUCUAAGCAGCUGUCAGCCUCUGUUUGAGGAGCUGCUCCUGGUGCUGCAGCCUCUCAGCCUGCUCACCUUCAACCUGGACCUCCUCUUCCAGCACCACCGCCUGGAGGCCGACUCACACGGCCCACAGAUCCCCACUCCGCCCUCUCAGGUCGCGGGACUCCAGCGGCUGUCGGCGAAGGGGUCACAGUUCAAAACCACGGGGGGCAAACACGUGGAAGUCCUGUCCGAAUUUGACUUUGGAAAUCCAGGGCAUUGGGAAGCGAGAGAGUCGCCGUCACCGCAGGCCGAUGACGAGGAAGAGACGGACGACGCUGCAAAUGGAAACGCUCCGGUCGCUCUCAGUCAAACCAGCCCUCAGCUGCUGUGGGUGCAGAACAAGGACAUCGGGCCGUUACCUCUGCCUGACGUUGAGAGCGACAGCCUGGCUCAGCAGGCCGGACAGGUGAUCCAGCAGGGAUGGGAGGCCGUGAUGCGUCUGGGAGACCGACUGAGCCAGAACAUGGCCGCUGUGAAAAGGCUGGAGGCGAACGCUGACUUGUCAGCGCUCCAGACUCAGACAGGAAGUGAGUACACCUCAGUCGGCAGCGUCGGACAUGUACCCUGGGGUCUGGGACGCCUCUUCGGAGCUUCUAAAAACCUCAACAGCCCAGCAGGUCACGUGACACCAACCAGACGUCCCUCCCAGUGGUUGGCUCCCGGCGUCACGGCCAUCACCAGAAUGAUCAGCAGCAGCUCCGCCCCCAUGGUGACCAGAGCUGCAGAACAACAGCAGGAACCUGAGGAGAGGUCCGACAAACAGGCCGAGUCACUGCUGAUGAAGGACAGACCCCGCCCACUCAGGUCGGUGCGGACACUGUGUGACUACACUGGAACAGGUUCAGAGCUCACUUUCUGUCGAGGAGAAGAACUCCUGGUGCUGGGAGGAGUGGACCAGGACUGGAUUCGCUGUCGUCAGGGAGACACGGAGGGACUGGUGCCGAUUGGCUACACGUCCCUCAUCAUGUGACUGUGGCACCAUGAUGCACUCAAUCGUAAAGAAGAAACAAAUACAAAGUGUAUAUUUUAAGCAAUUACUGACAUGUACCGGUGAGACUCCCCCCGCUCCUCUCCUCUCCUCUGAAAGGGAGAUUUCACACUUGCCUGCUUAGAGUUUGUUUGAGUGUGAACCACCAUCUGUCCUGCUCCGCCUUCAUCAGCAGCGGUCUGCCA